Trichomonas vaginalis G3 is the source of this 300-nucleotide messenger RNA. RefSeq names its product protein of unknown function, DUF4106 family. Lineage: Eukaryota; Parabasalia; Trichomonadida; Trichomonadidae. The transcript has a single exon. The record is from RefSeq and is a predicted model, not a curated record. The coding region runs from base 1 to 300 and encodes 99 amino acids.
AUGGAACUUAUAUACCACCAAACCCUCCAAGAGAAGCACCUGCACCAGGACUACCUAACACAUUUACAUCGUCACAUGGACACAGACACAGGCAUGCACCAAAACCAACACAACAACAACAACAACAACCAGCACAGCAACCAACAGUUCAAAACCCUGCACAACAACCACCUCCACAACCAGCACAACAACCAACAGUUCAAAACCCUGCACAACAACCACCUCCACAACCAGCACAACAACCACAAACAGAGCAAGGACAUAAAAGAAGUAGAGAACAAGGAAACCAAGAAUUCUUAA